Molecule: messenger RNA, 1891 nt
Organism: Kockovaella imperatae
Lineage: Eukaryota; Fungi; Basidiomycota; Tremellomycetes; Tremellales; Cuniculitremaceae
Exons: 10
Coding region: 21-1865 (614 amino acids)
Biological process (GO): protein quality control for misfolded or incompletely synthesized proteins; glycoprotein catabolic process; protein deglycosylation
Cellular component (GO): nucleus; cytosol
Molecular function (GO): peptide-N4-(N-acetyl-beta-glucosaminyl)asparagine amidase activity
Source: RefSeq, a predicted model, not a curated record
AUCAGUCCCUUGCCGACAUAAUGGCUGGCGCCUCUUCGCCCAGUGACCUUCUGGGGGAUGCAUCCUUGCCUGUCGUAGCUGGUUUCCUGGCCCGCCAACGGACCGCCGGAAUCGGUGUAGACCUCGCAGUGAUACAAGCGGAUUUGAUGUCGAUGACAGUGGAGCAGAAAAAUCUGGUCAGAAACGGGGUAGAUACCCUGCUCCACAGCCAUGGGCACGAAGUUGAACGCUUCCUCUCAAUACCGCGGACGCAACCGAGGGCGGAAACAGAGAUUGCCAGAAUCCUAAAGAUGCUCAAGCCCCAUACCACAGCUGGGAACCAUCUCCCGAAUGAUCCGGCAGGACCAAAUGUGGACACAGUUAUACCCCAAUUUCAUCAUCAGGUGGAGGAUCUCAUGGCAGAUCCACCCUUUCAGCCGUUUGGCCGCGAGGACGCCCGUGUCUUUGCGAUGGCGAGAUGGUUCAAAGGAUCCUUCAUGCAAUGGGUGGACCCUAUAAAAUGCCCAAUCUGUCGUGGUACCACCAAAUUCCAAGGCAUAGUCGAACCGACUGCCGAGGAGCAGACGGACAGUGCAGGUCGUGUCGAGCUACACACAUGUGAGGAUCUGGCAUGCGGGACGAGCCGUCGAUUUGCACGUUAUUCAACAGAUCGCAAGUUGUUCCAGACAAGAGAGGGUCGCUGCGGCGAAUGGGCUCAACUCUUCUAUGCUUUUCUAAGACACGCCAAAAUACGAUCGCGUUACGUUUGGGCCGACACAGAUCACGUCUGGACAGAGUACUGGUCCCCCACACUAAAGCAUUGGGUCCAUGCGGAUGCAUGUGAAGCUGCUAUCAACCAAAACAUGCUGUACGACAAGGGCUGGGGCAAGGUGCUCAAUCUUGUCAUUGCAGUUGGCGCAGAUGGCUUUGAAGACGUGACUCGCGCGUAUGUCAGCGACUGGGAUGCGUGCCUUUCACGUCGAUACGCCAGAGGAGGAAAUGAAAAAGCGCUCCGAAGGGUCAUGGCGGAGAUGACCAUUACUCAUCGGCUCACGACGCUCUCCCAAACGGACCUCAAGCGACUCGAAGAGACGGACAGCCUUCAACAAGCGUGGAUGACGGACACUGUGCGUCGAGCCAAGGAGGCGGAAUGGCAACAAGUGGGAGGGCGGGUGUCAGGUCCAGCAGAAUGGCGGGCUCGAAGAGCAGAGCUGGGGCAAGUGGUCAAGCCUGCGUACACGGUGGACAGACAGUAUUCAUCGGCGAUCUCUGUCCUUGGCGAUGCGAUUCACACAAUCGAUGGCGUAUGUCUGACGUCUGGGCCGGGCCACACCAGUGGUGUGUUCCUCGGCGUUCCGCAUGCGCAGAAUGCCAAUUUCUGCAUCAAUGUGAGGUUCCGGAUUACCGCGCCGCCGGGUUCCGGGGCUGCGGACGGCAUAGCCAUCAUCUUUUCGCCAGAGCCAAGGUUAGGGGAGAGUGGAUUCGGAAUGGGUUACAGCGGAGUCGGAGGCCAGGGCGACUUCGCUGUGGAAAUCGAUACGUAUCGCACCCAGGACCAUGCGGAUGAUCCGCCUACCCCUCAUAUAUCUGUGCAUUCCCCUCCAAACGCCCAUCAUCGGCACGCAAUUGCUUGCAUGGACAGUCUUCCGAAUCUGAGCGACGGCAAAAUUCACUCAGUUCAGCUGCUGUAUAACGGAGAGACACGCUUGCUCAGAGGUUACCUGAAGCUUGACGGAGAGGACGAAGUGGCAUUAUGGGAGGCAAUCAUUCCUGAAGCUCCGAACGAGGGGAAGGACUGGUUCGUUGGGAUCACCGGGUCGUGUGGAGGCUUAUGGCAGAAGCAAGAAGUAAUAUCUUGGGAGAUGAGCACCAUCCAUUUCGCCUGAUUUGUACAACCAUCACAAGAUGCAUA